AUGACUGUCGUAUUGUUUCAGGUUGCCGCCACCGUUGCCCAGGAUUACGAGGUCUCUGACAUUCAGUGCAGCGGCGCAGGAUCAGCAGCCGAUCUCCUGACAGCGAAGAUCAAAAGACCAGUUGGCUUCAGAGGGGCGCCGCUCUUUGCCGACGACAGAUCCGCCAAUCCGCUUACCGACAUUCACUGCCAGAUCAGGCCAGAUCCCAAUGAUCCUCAGGAAGAUAACUAUUUCCUGAAGGUGACUGACUUCUCGAGAUGCGGCAUCCUGAAGAGAAACGGUUUCAUUCACCUGCGAGUAUGGUUUCCGGCAUUUCCCGGUGUCGUCAUGCUAGCCGAUCAAGAAUUGAUCUUAAUGUGCCGACCACCUGAGCCCACGUUACUCCGUCACAAAGCUGCCGGUUUCGCUGGAACCUUUCCUCACGGGGCAAGAGUAUCUGGGGUGGUCGAAGAAACACCUGGACGACUAGAGUACGAGGUAGCCCUUUACCGCGAAGCUACGGGCAACGUAUCGGACGCAUCGGGAUCGCAGACUGUCGAUCAAGCGGUUCCCAUUGGUACAAAGCUUCAGUUAAGAGCUCGAAUCAGUGCAGACAGUGCAUGGGGUUACAUUAAACUGUUGGAAGUAACCGUUAGUCCCGAUCCCGAUCAGCCUCACGCUCCAGGAAGUGUCGUGUUGGUGAAGGACGGUUGUAGAAAUCGAGAUUUCGCGUCAAUAAUUCCUCAUCAACCAGCCCGUUAUCGAGAGAGAAAGAACGAAGUUUUCCUCGAUUUCGAAGCCUUUCUCCUCAGUUCCAUGAGAGAACGUUCCACGCUGUGGAUCCACUCGCAGAUCAAGGCUUGCAUGGAACCUCAGGACUGCCAACCGGAUUUUUGUCUCGAUCUUUUUGAACCAUCGGGACAUGGAAAAAAGAAAAAACGAUCUAUCGUAGAAGGUACGAACGAAUAUUUUCCUAAAGUCGACCGCUUGAUAAAGGAAUACAACGAUUCGAUACCUUAUACAAAAUUUAAGGAAAAUAUCGAAUACACAGUGAUGAUGCCUGAUGAUAUAUAUCAGAAAGUAACUGCUGGACUUGAAAACAGUUGCGGUAGUUUCCUUUACGUUGCAACAGGACUUGGUGCACUUCUGGUUUUAUCCGCUUUUAUCAUGUGCUAUCUUGCAACAAGACUUCACAAUUUGUCGUCAACUAUACCACAAAAUAAAUCGAUCGACGAACUAGUACGAGAUCGUGCUAGAAAAUAUUCUGAACAAACACCAGGCUACACCGGCCGAUCUACGGUACAAUAGCAAAAUGCAAAUAUUAUAUUACAUAUGUACUUUAUUAUGCUCAAUCAAAAUGAAACGGUAGUUUUCGUGAAAUGAAAUAAGAAACCAAAUUAACAGAACGACUUAUGGUACGGAUAUAAGCAAAAUAUCAUACAAAAAUAACUAAAUUGUAUUAUAACGUAAUAUUUUUUUUAAUAUCUGUGAACGUUAAGAGAUUAUAUACUAAACUAAAAACACAGAGUUUAAAAAAUAUAUGAAACUAAUAUAUUUAAUUAAUAUACUUAAUGUAUAUUAUUUAAGGUAGAUAAGAUAGAUAAAAUUUGAUAAGACUUGAUAGAAUUACUGCAAAGAUACGGAUAUGUUAUAUAUUAUUACAUAUUUAUGUAUAACAUAAAAAAACAAAUGUAAUUUACGAACUUUAGCAAAUAUUAAAUUCUUCACUAUUGCUCUUCGUAACUGAUCAUUCACUUUUGCACGUUUUAUACAACAAAUUGCACGAAAAAUUUAUUUUAUUUCAUUUCUCACAUUGAAUACUUAUUACAUAAUUGCAAAUCUACUUCUCCGCUAUUUCAACAUUUUGUUAAACGUGCAGUGCUAUUACGUGACCUGAAACAGUGCGUAUAUAAUCUUUAAUAGUAAGUAAUCCUAAAUGAACUGUAUUAAUUUAUUCAUUGUAGAAUAAUUUACUCAUAUCCGUUACGGUUGAAUAUAACUAUAAUGUAUUUUCUUUUGAGGGUGAUUGUAUACGUUUGACUUAAUGUAC
Bombus pascuorum is the source of this 2029-nucleotide messenger RNA. RefSeq lists its product as uncharacterized. Bases 1 to 1287 code for a protein of 428 amino acids. The transcript is spliced from 5 exons. The record is from RefSeq and is a predicted model, not a curated record. NCBI's taxonomy places the organism in Eukaryota, Metazoa, Arthropoda, Insecta, Hymenoptera, Apidae.